AUGAUUAUUGACAAGUUCUAUGAAGGCCUUGUGGGCAAAUUAACACAAAUCGGCAAAAUAAAGGAAAUGUCCUCAGAUCUAUUACAUAAGACAGACAAUUAUGAAAGGGUGUUGUUCACUUAUGAUCUCAUCAAAAAAUACUCGACUUUUCCAAAAGUGGACAAGGUAAAAAAAUCUGAAAAUUUGUCAUCACAACUUCGUAACCAAGGCAACCAAUGUUUCCAAAAAGAAAACCUAUUUGAAGCAUGGCAAUACUAUAAUUUAGCACUUCUGUAUGCACCGUUGGACUCCGAUAAAUUCUACUUGGCUAUUUCAAAUAGGUCUGCAGUGUUCUAUGAACUCAAGAAGUAUAAUGAAUGCAUUAAAGAUAUUGAGCGUGUGCUAAAAUAUGAUAUACCAGAAUCCCUUAGAGAAAGAUUGAAUAAACGUCAGGAUAUGGCCGAAACUGAAUUACUGAAAGAAAUGAACCUUAAUAAAAAUGAUUAUAAUGUUAAUAAUGACAGGUUGAUGUUAAAAGGAGAAAAGGAUUCUGUUUAUUUGUGCUCCAGCUCAAAACUGGAAGUUAGAUUCAGUGAAGACAUGGGAAGACAUGUUGUUGCUAAAGAAGAUAUAAAAGUUGGAGAGGUGCUAGCGGACGAGGAGCCGUAUUUGAAUUUAAUCGACGCCAAACAAAUUCUCUUUGCUUGUAACUACUGUCUUUCUCGAGACUUGAAUUUAAUGCCGUGCGACAGCUGUUGUUUUUCAAUGUAUUGCAGCGAUGAAUGUAAAACAAAAGCCCACAAGGAGUAUCACAAGGCAGAAUGUCCAUUAAUGGCAACCCUCAUUGACAUGGACUUCACAAAACUUGAAUGGACUGCUUUGCGAAUAGUCAUUAAGGCUAGAAGCGACCAUGACUCUUGGAGCAGCCUGUUCUCAACCAUCAAAGAAGCCGAAUCCACCAUUGGUACAAAACUACAUGGGCAGGUUAAAAUAAAUGGCAAAUGGGUGUACGAUUCAAAACAUUAUGCUGCCAUUCACACAUUAGAGACAAAUGUAGAUAAACGAUCAGUUUCAGACAUAUUUCUAAAAUCCGUAACCGCUGCAGUGUUUUUGAGGUUCCUAGAGGAAUAUUCUACUUUUUUGGAGCCUACAAAUGAUGAAGAUAAGGAGAAAAUUAGGGAAGUCGUAGCUGGUACUCUGCUGUUACAUAUAAUGACGGUGCCGACAAAUGGUCAUAAUCUCUCAACAAACACAGUCAAUCGUCUGGGAAAGUAUACUGAAGAAGUCAGUUUGGCCAGUAAUGUGUAUGCCUUCCACAGCCUAAUUAAUCAUUCCUGUGCGCCAAAUGUGGUCCGGUUUGGUACUCUGGGCAACACAGCAACCAAACUGUUGGCUUUGCGACCUAUUAAGAAGGGCAUGCAGCUAUUUGAUAACUAUGGGGCGCAUCAUGCACUUUUAGAUCUCAUGUCAAGAGCACAAUCCCUGAAAUUUCAGUACAAGUUUGUGUGCCACUGCGAGGCUUGCAUCAACAACUGGCCGUCAUACUUUGAAUUGGGCCCCUCGACGUAUAUGCCUGUCAAUUUACAAAGAACUGUGGGAAAAGUACUGUCCAGGGCCACCAUAGAUUUACUGGAGAGAGGCGAUGAGAAGACUGCGAUCAAAAUGUUUGAUAAGUUAUGUAGUUUGUGCCAAGAAAUGGAAGCCUAUGUGCCAUGCAAGGAGGUCUCCGACACUGAAGAGGCACUAAAACAGUGCCUAUUUAUAAUGGGAGGACUUCUGCCACCUGGUCGUAUUCAAACCAUACGAUGGAAUGCGGUGCCCAAGUAAGACACUAUUAACGAAAUUGAUUUAUAAGUAGAUUGCGGACAUAAUUUUUUAGGGUAAUGUCAAAUUCAGCUGACAAACACGUCUGAUAUUGAUUUGACACAACCCACCAAAUAACGUAAGUACUAGCUACCUGUGAAUCAAUUUCUGUGAUCAUACUCCCCGCGUUCCACUU
Messenger RNA from Aricia agestis (brown argus), 1978 nucleotides. RefSeq names its product SET and MYND domain-containing protein 4 (gene Smyd4-4). The coding region runs from base 1 to 1806 and encodes 601 amino acids. Lineage: Eukaryota; Metazoa; Arthropoda; Insecta; Lepidoptera; Lycaenidae. The record is from RefSeq and is a predicted model, not a curated record. Gene Ontology annotation, molecular function: protein binding. The transcript has 2 exons.